CUUGUAGCUGCAGUUUUCUUGUGUUUUGCUCUGGACCGCUGACUGCCGAAGGCGUUCGGAUUUCUUUGGUUUCGUCUGACAGCAUUGCUUCCUGAGGUAUACAAUGGCCCUGAACGAGAUGGAAGACAACGAACCUGACACAGAUGCUGAAGUGCUAGCUUGUGGGAAUGUGCUUGAAUCCUUCACAGAGAGUCAAGAGGUCCGAGGGUUAAUAUCCAGUCUGUGCGAUAUUCAUGGGGACCUGACUGCCAAGGAGAUGGCAACUGAGAAAUUUUUUGUUAUUAUGGACAAAUACCAGGAGCAGCCACAUCUUUUGGACCCUCAUUUAGAAUGGAUGUUGAGCUUGCUGCUUGAAAUCAUUCAAGAUGAAAAUUCUUCACCAUCUUUGAUUCAUUUAGGAUUUAAAUUUUUGUAUCGUGUCUCAAAGGUGCGUGGUCCUAAAUAUUUUCUUAGAUUAUUUCCUCAUGAAGUUUCAGAUGUGCAGCCAGUUUUGGACAUGCUCUCUUUACAGGAUCCAAAGGAUCAUGAGACUUGGGAGACUCGAUACAUGCUUCUGUUAUGGCUGUCUACAACGUGUCUUAUCCCAUUUGACCUGGCUCGACUUGAUGGAAACCUUGCUUCAACAGACUACCCAACAAAAGUGCCUAUCAUGGACCGAAUUCUCUCCCUUGCAAAGUGCUAUUUGACUGUCAGUGACAAGGCCAGAGAUGCAGCUGCAGUUCUUGUGUCAAAGUUGGUGAUCCGUCCAGACGUCAAGCAAAAGAGACUUGCAGACUUUCUUGACUGGAACCUCUCAACCUUCGCUCAGGCCUCCUACCAGACGAUGGAAGGCACUAUUAUAAUGGAUGGCAUGUUGCAGUCACUGGCUCAGCUGUUCAAACAUGGGAAAAGAGACGAUAUGCUGCAUUAUGCUCCCACCGUGUUAAAGUGCCUUGAUAACUCGAACCUCUCAGAAAGCAACCAGACCAUUUUGCGUAAACUGGGGGUGAAGCUCAUGCAGCGAUUGGGACUGACCUUCCUGAAGCCAAAGAUUGCCAAGUGGAGGUACCAGCGGGGAAACAGAUCUCUGGCUGCCAAUCUUGGAAAGCCAAUUCCAGUGGAGCCUAUCGCAGAUGUGAGCAAGGCAGUCCUUGACCCCGAUGAUGAAGACUAUGAUAUUCCAGAGGAAAUUGAGAAUAUAAUUGAACAACUGCUAGUUGGAUUAAAAGACAAGGAUACCAUAGUGCGGUGGUCUGCGGCAAAAGGCAUCGGCCGAGUCACUUCAAGGCUUCCGAAGGAGCUGGCUGACGAGGUGGUUGGCUCGGUGCUGGACUGCUUCAGCUUCCAGGAAACGGACAAUGCUUGGCAUGGGGGAUGUCUAGCACUAGCGGAACUUGGCAGGAGAGGACUGCUGCUACCGUCACGCCUGCCAGAUGUGGUUCCUGUCAUCCUUAAAGCCCUGAUCUAUGAUGAGAAAAGAGGCGCUUGCAGUGUGGGCUCCAAUGUCCGAGAUGCAGCCUGCUAUGUCUGCUGGGCCUUUGCUCGUGCCUAUGAGCCUUCAGCAUUAAAGCCAUUUGUGAAUCAGAUUGCCAGUGCCCUGCUUAUCGCUGCUGUAUUUGAUCGCAAUGUGAACUGCAGGAGGGCGGCAUCGGCUGCCUUCCAGGAAAAUGUUGGGCGGCAGGGUACCUUCCCACAUGGCAUUGAGAUUGUCACCGCGGCAGAUUACUUUGCUGUUGGGAUUCGGACAAACUGCUUCUUAACAAUCAGUGUGUAUGUGGCCAGCUUUGCAGAGUAUACCAAACCCAUGAUCGAUCAUUUGGUGGACAAGAAGAUCAAUCACUGGGAUGGGGCAAUUCGAGAGCUGGCUACCAGAUCCCUGCAUAACCUCACUCCACUGGCUCCAGAAUACAUGGCACACACAGUUAUACCAAAGCUGUUGCCCUUGACUGUGGGUAUGGAUCUGCACACCCGUCAUGGAUCAAUCCUGGCAUGUGCAGAAAUUACACACGCACUUUACAGACUGGCAGCAGCACAGGACAGGAGUGUGGGUGCCUACCUGUCCGACGAGGCUCUGGAAGGGCUAAGAAACAUUCAUUACAAGCUUGCAGAGAGACAGCUGUACAGGGGGCUUGGUGGCGAAUUAAUGAAGCCCGCAGUGUGCUUGCUGAUAGAAAAGCUCUCCUCGUCUCAGAUCCCCUUUAAGGAGGAUGCUAUCAUUAGAGAAUGGCAAAGGCUUAUUGAUGACAGCUUGAAGAACCUGCACCUGUGCUCUGCUGCUGCCAAGCCGAAGAUUAAGGAUGCUGCCGUUUCUGCCCUUGCAGCUUUAUGUAAUGAAUUUUAUAAGCGUGUAGAUGGAACUGCCAUCGUCGAAGUGCAGGAGGCUCUAGUGAGCCGGUACGUCUCGGAGCUGGAGAAUCCCGAGGAGAUGACUCGUUGUGGCUACGCUCUGGGCCUGGGGGCGCUGCCUCACUUCAUGCUCCAUGGAAGACUAGUGCAGGUGCUGGAAGGUUUGCGGAAAGCUGCCAGCAUCCGUGCCAAAGAUGCCCGCUUUGCUGAAGCUCGUCGAGAUGCUCUUAUUGCCAUAGCACGGGUUUGUGAAUCGGCAGGAGUGAGUCCUCAAGGCCCAGCUGAUUCCGUUGUGUGUGCGGGCAACGUACCCCUGAUAUACGGCACCCUGCUAGAAGGAGUCUGUGACUACACCGUGGACAGCCGAGGGGACGUGGGAGCGUGGGUGCGGCAGGCUGCCCUGACCAGCUUAAUGAAGGUGACGGUGCUCCUCGUCCAGAACUGCCCAGAACUCAUCACGCCAGACAUCUCAUCCCGGAUGUUCUGCUGUCUGGCCCAGCAGUCCGCUGAGAAGAUCGACUGCUUCCGCGCGCACGCCGGCCACGUCUUCCUGACGCUUCUGCACUUUGAACAGCCUGUCGUGCCGCACAUUCCGUACCGGGAGGAGCUGUUAAAGAUUUUUCCCAGAACAGACAUUGAGACUCUGAACUGGAAUGCACCGUCCCAGGCCUUUCCUCGCAUCACACAGCUGCUGUCGCUGCCCAUCUACCAGUGCCCGACUUUGCUUGGGCUCACCGUGUCAGUUGGGGGGCUAACAGAGUCCACGGUUCGCCACUCGGGUCAGUCUCUGUUCAGUUACCUGGAGACCAUCAAGCAGGACAGAAGAGCCCUGACCGAGUUCUGCAGCACCCUGCUGCGUAUCUUCAGGGAUCAUCAGCGCAACGACAGGGUGUCCAUCCCCCUGCUCAAGAUGCUCGACCAGAUGUUAGCCAAUGGAUGCUUUGAGGUUUUCACAGCAGAAGACAAUCACAGCUUCAGUGUUGACCUGCUUGGGCUCUGCAAAGAGGAAAUCAAGAAGUCCAAGGACAUCCAGAAGCUUCGCUCCAGCAUAUCCGUGUUUUGUGGACUGGUGCAGUUCCAGGGGGACAUUAGGAAGAAGGUGCUUUUCCAGCUCUUGCUGCUCCUCUGCCAUCCCUUCCCUGUGAUUAGAACAACUACAGCCAGUCAGCUAUACGAGACCCUGCUGAUGUAUGAUGAUGUCAUUGAGCCCGAGGUGAUAGAUGAGGUGAUGACGAUCCUCAGUGACACUAACUGGGAAGCUGAACUGCCAGAGGUCCGAGAGCAAAGGAAUCAGCUGUGUGAGCUGCUGGGGGUGCAGAAGCCCGUCUUGGGCACUCAGAAACCGUCCUAGUCAGAGAUGGAGUCUGACCCACGGGCCCCUCGUGCUGCUGCUGCCCGCUGGACCGUGAUGAGGACUGCUUUUUUUUUUUUCUUUUUCUUUUUUUAAUGUAAAGCCUUUGAUUUCAAAUUAAAUUGUUGUACUCGCCUGGAGCAGG
Messenger RNA from Erpetoichthys calabaricus (reedfish), 3821 nucleotides. RefSeq names its product tubulin folding cofactor D (gene tbcd). Gene Ontology annotation, cellular component: lateral plasma membrane. The coding region runs from base 104 to 3676 and encodes 1190 amino acids. Gene Ontology annotation, molecular function: GTPase activator activity; beta-tubulin binding. Gene Ontology annotation, biological process: bicellular tight junction assembly; tubulin complex assembly; adherens junction assembly. Lineage: Eukaryota; Metazoa; Chordata; Cladistia; Polypteriformes; Polypteridae. The record is from RefSeq and is a predicted model, not a curated record. The transcript is spliced from 40 exons.